CCACCGACAACAGGUGAUACACGCAGGAGGAAGCGGCAAAGAGUGGACCUUGCGCAAAGCCAAGUAUUCCCUAAUCGAAGAGAAGAAUAUAUGCCUAAACUCGACGAAUUUUGGGAUAGCUAUGACUUUAGUUUUACUAUUCCUGGAGGCAAUGAUUCACACGAAUCCCCUGCUUCGAUCGACAGCGGUGUUGGCAUAAACGUGCCUACAGGUAUAAAUAUACCACCUGGGACAUCACCGAACGAUAUUUUAGCUGGCAGACUACCCAUUUUACCACUGAGUGCCGAUGAGAACACAGACAGAGCCUAUAUGCUAUCCUCUUCUGUGGGAUCAUCUAAUUUGGGGGAUCAAUCUGCUGCCAGCGCCCCCUCAGAUACCUUGAUGCAUCAAAUAACGGAGUCUAUGCCCAUGCCGGUUGAAGAUUCAGAAAAUAGCAACAAACCUGAUAUGGCUCAUGAGGUAGGCAAGUUUGCACAAUUCUCAAAAUAUGCCAACAGCAGUAUCUGGAAUAGAGUGUGGGGGCCGGGCCAGGUCAAACCGCCAGGCCUUGAAGAGUGAUAGGUGGUUUCACGGAUACUCUGGAUUAUGAGAUACAGAAAAUAUGGCGUUGCUUUGUUCUAGAAUAGCGUUAUUUUUGGCUUCUUUCGUUAAUUAGAGACCCUGAGAAAAGUGAAAUUACGUGUUUUGGGCUGCAACUACCUUGAUUCAACCUGGGUACACAUGGGAGAUCAAUGCUGAAGAAGAUGACGGGAUAAUUUACAGUUUAUGAGAUUCUCUUUC
Molecule: messenger RNA, 780 nt
Organism: Trichoderma virens Gv29-8
Lineage: Eukaryota; Fungi; Ascomycota; Sordariomycetes; Hypocreales; Hypocreaceae
Exons: 1
Coding region: 91-558 (155 amino acids)
Source: RefSeq, a predicted model, not a curated record